AUGGGCUUGCAUUUGUGCCUUGCCUUUGUACAGCUCAUUGGCACUGACUGCUGGAGCGAGAGUGCCCUGGUGAAGCCGCUGUGUCGGCCUUGACCACCAUUUCGCCUUCACCGUGGCAGCCUCUGAGCUGAGAGGGCAUUGGUCGCCAUACCCAUAGAAAGUAAGCCGCAGAUGACCGAUGACGUGAUGGUCGUUGAAAGUGACGCGUUCAUCCCAUUCUCCCUUCCUUACAGCCGUGUUUGAGUCGAGCGGCAGCAUCGGCAGCAGCAGCAUCAUCCUCUACCGCUCGGCCGCAGGCAGAGGUGGGUCAGUGCACGUGCGCAGAACACACACCAUCAUCAUGUGCAAUCGCAUCCAUGAUUCAUUCAUUCAUUAUUCUAUUUGGUUGUUUGUUUGUUUAUUUGUCCGUCUGUUUGUUUGUUUGUCUGUCUGUUUGUUUCAUCAGGUGGCUUCACACUCUGCGUGUAGUCGUUACCAGGAGGGCACGCGUGUGCUGCUGACGUCCAAGACGAGAAGGGGUGCCAAUGACAGCUAUGUCUGGCUCAGGGCCGAUGUGCACCGCACGGAGGAGACCAGCAGAGGGACAGCGGUCUACAUGAGGGAGGUGGGCGGGCGCGGCGAGGAGUUCAGAGUGGUGGUGCCGCACCACGAGACCGUGGCGGCUACAGACACAAAUGCGUCGACACCCGUGGUAGGCAAACACACCCCAACGCGAAGCUCCGUCGACCCGCCGGAUGGAUGUUUGUGUAUGGUGCUUGUGUGUAAAUGCGAUGUGUGAGCAGCUUUGGGAUGAUAGCAAGACGGUACAGAGAACCACGCACAGCCACACACAACACACAAAUAACGCCUUCCAUUCUCAAGCGGAUUCCUUUCCCGCUGUCUUGUCUUUGGGUCUCAGGUUGCGGGUUUUGGCGAAGACCUCCUGGCGUCGGUCUUCAGCUUCCUGACCCCUCCCGAGCUGUUUGGCAUAUUGCCACCCCAUCGGAGCGCCCACCCAUCCCUCUCAUCCAUGCCAUCGUCUUCCGCCCUGCCGUCGACCACUGGCGGUGGGCUGUGGUCGAGGCCCAUCAACGGCGAGACCACGAUGGCUUCAUCUGGCGGCGCCGUUCCUCUGCGUAGCACACUCGCGCCUGCCAAAGCACCAGCCACAGCAGGGCCGAGAACCACGCCCACGAAUCCGUUCUCGGUCGCCGAGGCACUCACAGGGCCAGGGGGUGGUCAUCUGUUUGGGGUUGGAGCAGCAUCGGGUGGUGACUCGAUGGGCGGCGCUUCCAGCGGCACCGACAGACGGAGUCUCUUUGGCCAGGGCGGCGGGGCCUUCAUGCAGCACCCGUCCGGUGGUGCCACACACAGCAGCCCCUCCCCCAUCCACACGGCAGCCCUUGGGCAUCUGUCGGCUUCCCUCCCGCGCCACCCCACCAUCCGCCACGCAGCCCCAGUGUACCUCUUCGGCGGCAACAACCGGACACAGGGGCGCAGCCUCUUCACGGCUGCCAAGGGAUCCACGGGGGGAGGAGGUGCGGCGGGCAGACCAUUCAGCGGCGCUGGCAGAGGGAAUCCGUUUGGCCAGAGUGGGGCUGCCACGGAGAACGGAGAGGGGGGGAUGUUCUGCAGCAUGGGUGAGUGGCGUGAGGGGGCAACACCCGUGGAUGCAUGGAUCGCUGGCUCCAUCUGUGUGUGCAUCGAUCAGGUGUGGCGGCGGUGUCUGUCUUCAGCAGAGCGUCAGGCUCAACUCGGGGCAGCAUGUUUGGCGGUGCGGCCUUCCGGCCGCAACCGUCAGGCGGUGCCAUACAGAGCAUGCCCUCCCACUGCAAAGCCACAGCGCCCCGCUUCUCUGGCAUCGCACCGCCCCUCCCUCCUCCAGCUGGCCACUGUGUAGACGUCGGUGAGGAAGAGGAGGAGGACAAUCUGCCACUCCCCGCCCCAUACGCCCCGCCACACACAACCACCCCAGCACCAGCCACAGCACGGCCGAGAACCACGACCACGAACCCGUUCUCGGUCGCCGAGGCGCUCACAGGCCGAGGUGGUGGUCAUCUGUUUGGGGUUGGAGCAGCAUCGGGUGGCCAGGGCGGUGGUGCCGCACACAGCGGCCCCUCCCUCAACCACGCCAGUCUCCGUCACGCAGCCCUCUACCAGUACACCCACGUCGCCAUCGACAGCUCCACCGCUGCACACCGCCAGUUCUGGGAGAGCAUGAGGCCUGGGGAGGCCUUCCAGCUCGGCAAAUGGCUCGUCAACCUGACGGCACUCACCCUCGUGCAGCCACGCGUCGAGCCGUCUUGGUGUCUCGACAAGCUGUUCGGAGUGGUUGAGGGCCACGCUGAGGGGCGACGCGAGGCGCAUGAGAAGGAUGCGCACCACGGGGUGGACGAGGGCUCGCUGGAGGUCAUCGAAUUCACAACCAGCACCAGCAGCAUCGAUGACGAGCUUCCCUCCCCCAUUCCCUCCGACGGUGGCCAUCAAAAGGAUUGGCAGAAGGCGGGCGACUGGCCACGACGACGGAGGGUUGCACGGGAGCACUUUGAGGCGGACGACCGUGAGCUGGAGCGAAAGCCUCUGUCCCUCUGUCCUCUCCCCGCCCAGCCCCCCAGCCUCCGUGCCCUCAAGACCGUCACAGGAGCUGUCGCCCAGCACAGUGUGAUGGCGAGAGGGGGUGGUCGAUGCCCGGACUCGCCAUCAUGGACCAGGACGGGUGGGCUGCCGACAAGCUGGGCCGCUUCAUCAGCUCGUCCAGGUCGCUGCAGCACGUCGGCGGGAGUAUGUCGGGUGGUCGGUGGGCGGUGGUGGUUGAGCACUUCCCCAAGGCGGCUGUUGGGCAGCGGGGGCCACUCAGCCAGCUGCGGAGCAUAGGUCGUGUUGUGCGUCGCAUUAGGGGCGGCUGGCUCGGGGAGAGCGUCCAGCAGUAUAAGGAAGGAGUGGAGCGACUGCAGGUGACCACACACACACACACACACUCACACACACAGCAUACAAAACACACAAAAGGGGCCUCAUGAAUGCACCUGCUAAUCAUCCCCUUCUGUUUGUUCUCAGGAAGCGCUCGUUUCACGUGGCUGCCGCAAGUCGCUCGAGAGCCUCGACGUGUAGAUCCCGCCGAUUAGCGACUGUAGCAGCUUUGCUGCCGUGGAGUCAGUGGACCGCCUCAUCAACGAGUGCUGCGUGUCACCCGACAUCCCCAUCAGUGUGAGCAGUCCCAGAAGUCCGAGAAACCAUUUCUCGCCGUCCAUCUUCUACGCCGACUACUUCGACCAUUCCCCAGCCCGCGCAUCGCCCUUCAUCAAGAGGGUCAUCCUGCAGGAGGCAUCAAGAUACUUCCAGUGUGACAUCCCUGCCCUCACUCACCGCCCCGUCGACAGCCCCAGCCAGUCCGCCAUCGAGAUCGCACAGAGCCUCGACUUCACCGAUGUGGGGCAGGUUGAGAUCCGGGGUGCACACGAUCCCCCUCCUGGCACUCCUGCCCCCACCCCUGCCAUCAUCGAGCACCUACCCUCAUUCCCCGAUGUCGGAUAUCUGUCUGUUCGGGGCGCUCUCGUCGGGCCGGCGGGCCGUCUGCUCGCCGCAAAGAUGCCCAUCGCGCUGACCAGAGUGCUGUUCGACUAUACUGUGGAUACGGAGGACAGGAGGAGCGUGCUGGAGGGGCUGGGGAGGGGGAGGCACGUACACUCCGUGUCUUUUGACGGACCGUUGGAUGACUGGGCAUCGCCGGACUUUCCAUCCAUCGGAAACCUGAGUGUCUGCUGGAUCGGUGCGCCAGUCAGUACUGGGACACUUCCCCUGUGCUGUGGGUGCACUCCUGCCGUCUGCAUGUGUGUGUGUGAUCACUCAGUGCCCGACGAUUUCCCUAGCCUCGCCGCUACUCAGAUCAUACACAACGGCGUGACAUCCCUGGUCAACAACGCCCGCGGCCUGAUCUGCUUUCAUGUGACCGCCUCGCCAAUCCCAGCGCUGGUUGGGUACGAUGCCCCUGAUCGGCUGCUCCCCGAGCGGCUCGGCGGGUUCACCAUUGUCGUCAAGCCGUCGCCGGUUGUCGGGGGGUGGAGAAUCGAGGUGGAGGGAAGGCGUCACGCGUAGAGGGGUGAGAGGACAGGCAGUGGCCAGGCAAUUCAUCGGUGUCAUGGUACUGUGUGGUGUGUGGUGUUCUGUCAGGCUGUUUGUCCGUCCGUCGAGAGGCCGCACACGGCGAGACAGUACGACUGACACUGACUGACGCACUCGUGACUGUGGCCUUGCUCAAGCGUUGUAGAAUGCACACACAUCCACACAAGAUGCAGAAUGCACCCAGGGUGGUCUGAUGGACUCGUGGCCGAGUGUCAGGCGCUGUCCUGGUGCAUCAUUGGACGCUUGCAUGGGUCUGUGCGGACUCGUUUGUGAUGGAUGCGAUGGAUGGUGGACCGCCCAAGUCUGUCUGUGUGUGUGUGUGUGUGUGUGUGCAUAGAUAUCUGUCGAGAAGCCGUACACGACGAGACAGCCAGACUGAUAAUGAGCCUGAUCUGAUGAUGAUGAUGUUGAUGAUGACAUGAUGGUGGCCGAAUGGCGUAUGUGAAGCGGGAAGGGCGAAGCGUGGUGUGGGUGUGAUGUUGGUGUGGGUGUGUUUUCUCUACUUCUUCUUGCCGCCGCCGGGGAGGGGGAAACCCUCCUUCGUCUCCCGGCGAAUGCAACAAGAAGUAGAGGACACACACCACACACCACACCCCACCCUACACCGACAUAGCAGCAGACAUACACACUGACUGACCGGGGAGGGCGGCAAUGAGAAGGCAGGAUUGGAUUGAAUCCACUGGGGGAGUAGGGGCACAUGCCCGAUGGUAGCCAACACACACACGCAGACUGACUGACGUGACUGCGCAUGUGGCGUGCGGAGAGGCGCCUGCCUUCCUGCCUGAAUGGAUGGAUGGCUGUCCGUGUGUGUGUGUUGACGUGUUGACGUGUUGACUGAAC
This is a messenger RNA of Vitrella brassicaformis, 4941 nucleotides long. The record is from the annotation of a GenBank genome assembly. NCBI's taxonomy places the organism in Eukaryota, Vitrellaceae.